GUGCCCGUAGGAUAUGUGGAUAACCUCCUCCAGACAGUUGAUUGACUGCGCCUGAUGGUUCAGAGGAGACAGACCGCUCUAGUUACCCAUGGGAUCGAGCUUGAGCUAGCACCAGUUGCACCUGUAGGACCUCCUCUAGCUAGGAGACGAAAACAGAGACAGAGAUGGGGCUCAGUGAGUGGCAGGGGAGGAGCUGACCGAGGGAGAGGUAGAGUGAGACAGCGCUCACCUCCCGAGGAGUCUUUUGAGGAGUACACGACCUCCGAGGAGGAGGGAGAGGCGGUCGACAUACGGUCCAGCAGUCCCAGUGAUGACAGUAACGCACCUCAUCCGCAGCCGAGGAGGAAGAAAGAAAGGAUAGAUUAUUGAUUUUUUUUUCCCUUUCUCUUUUGCUUUGUAGUUAGGAACUAUAGCUUCAGAUAGACCUAUGUAUUUUGUUUUUGAAGACUUUUCUUUUGUUUUUGGUCUUUGUAAAUAAUGAUUGGGG
This is a messenger RNA of Camellia sinensis, 487 nucleotides long. NCBI's taxonomy places the organism in Eukaryota, Viridiplantae, Streptophyta, Magnoliopsida, Ericales, Theaceae. The record is from RefSeq and is a predicted model, not a curated record.